Osmerus eperlanus (European smelt) is the source of this 3307-nucleotide messenger RNA. RefSeq names its product 6-phosphofructo-2-kinase/fructose-2,6-biphosphatase 2b (gene pfkfb2b). Gene Ontology annotation, cellular component: cytosol. Gene Ontology annotation, biological process: fructose metabolic process; fructose 2,6-bisphosphate metabolic process. The transcript has 16 exons. Bases 176 to 1777 code for a protein of 533 amino acids. The record is from RefSeq and is a predicted model, not a curated record. Gene Ontology annotation, molecular function: 6-phosphofructo-2-kinase activity; fructose-2,6-bisphosphate 2-phosphatase activity; ATP binding. NCBI's taxonomy places the organism in Eukaryota, Metazoa, Chordata, Actinopteri, Osmeriformes, Osmeridae.
ACUGACAGCGGGACAUCGGUUCAUUGAGUGCAAGUAGGACUGAACUCGAGACCAGCCGGUCGCGUUAAGAAGCUGCAGGAGGAGAGGACGCAGGUGGAAGCGGACUCACAUGCACUGAUCGAUAACUGAGCAUCGUCUUGCAGGUUUUCCAUCCAAUUUGACACAGUGCAACCUCAUGUCAGCAAGCAUUCUGAGGGAGUCUGGCUCGGCCAGCUCUGCUGACGCCAAGAAAACCGAGGCCAGAGUGAACGAGAAGAAAUGCUCGUGGGCCUCAUACAUGACCAACUCCCCCACAGUCAUUGUAAUGAUCGGCCUGCCGGCCAGGGGCAAGACCUACAUGUCCAAGAAGUUGACCCGCUACCUCAACUGGAUAGGAGUGCCAACCAAAGUGUUUAACCUGGGCGUGUACCGGAGAGAGGCCGUCCGAGCCUACAAGUCCUACGACUUCUUCCGCCACGAUAACGAGGAAGCUAUGAAAAUAAGGAAACAGUGUGCCCUGGUGGCCCUGCAGGAUGUCAAGGCCUACCUGAACGAGGAGGGAGGACAGAUCGCUGUCUUUGAUGCCACAAACACGACCCGCGAAAGAAGAGACCUCAUUCAUGGCUUUGUCAAAGAGAAUGCAUUCAAGGUGUUCUUUGUGGAGUCAGUCUGUGACGACCCUGAAGUUAUCGCUGCUAAUAUUCUGGAGGUGAAAGUGUCGAGUCCGGACUACCCAGAGAGGCAUAGGGAGAGGGUGAUGGAUGACUUCCUUAAACGAAUAGAGUGCUACAAGGUCACAUACCAGCCCCUCGACCCUGACGAAUAUGACAAGGACCUGUCCUUCAUCAAGGUGAUGAAUGUGGGCCGCAGGUUCCUGGUGAACAAGGUCCAGGACUACAUCCAGAGCAAGAUCGUCUACUACCUCAUGAACAUCCAUGUCCACUCGCACUCCAUCUACCUGUGUCGCCAUGGAGAGAGCAGCCACAACGUAGAGGGGCGGAUCGGGGGAGACUCCGAGCUCUCUCCUCGAGGGAAGCAGUUCUCCCACGUGCUGCGUGGCUUCAUUGAGGACCACCAGCUGUCUGACCUGAAGGUGUGGACCAGCCAGCUGAGGAGGACCAUCCAGACGGCCGAGGAGCUGGCCGUGCCCUACGAGCAGUGGAAGAUCCUCAACGAGAUCGACGCAGGUGUGUGUGAGGAGAUGAGCUACGACAUGAUCCAGAACUCCUUCCCAGAGGAGUUUGCUCUGAGGGACCAGGACAAGUACCACUACCGCUACCCUGGAGGGGAGUCCUACCAGGACCUGGUGCAGCGUCUGGAGCCGGUCAUCAUGGAGCUGGAGCGUCAAGGCAACGUGCUGGUCGUCUGUCACCAGGCAGUCAUGCGCUGUCUGCUCGCCUACUUCCUGGACAAGAAUGCAGAUUACCUCCCAUAUCUGAAGUGUCCUCUGCACACUGUGCUCAAGCUCACUCCUGUGGCCUAUGGCUGCAAAGUGGAGAUGUUUAACUUGAAUGUAGAAGCUGUUAACACGCAUCGGGACCGCCCUCUUGAUAAGGUGCGGAGGGAACCCGCUCCCACUCUGCACCGGAGGAAUAGUUACACCCCUCUGGCCAGUCACGACCAGGUCAAGAGACCCAGGCUCUACAGUGCCGGCAACCGCCCCUGGCUGCCCCUGGCAACCACCCCAUCCGAUCUGCAGUUCCCCGAGAUGCCAGAGGGACAGCCAAGCCAAGAGUCCCUGUGUGAUGGAAUCGACCUUGACAGCCCAACAGAGUCUAGUGGCUGUGUCCGCUUCUGAGUGACUGCGAUGUCAGCCUCUGGACCAGACUGGCUACCCCUCCGUUUGUCUGCUCUGGAGCUGCAUUCAUCUGUUCAUCCUUCCCUCCUCCUCCCAGCCUUGUUCAUCGUUUCCUGCAUGCCUGUUUAAAUGCUCUGUGGUGCAACAUUAGCUGAAAACACCUCCUACAUGUGUGCCAAUACAGAGACGCGCGUCAUCGACAUGCGGCACUGUUUAUUGCUCUCUGUUCUGUGGAUGCUUUGAGGUAUUUUCAUGCUGCAAGUGUACAGCUACACUUGUUGAAUAGAAGAGACUUGGCAGGCAUAUUGAGUUACAAGUUACACGUUUAUUUGCCAUUUGUAACAGGUACAAGUAUUUGGAAUUUUUGGUUCUGCUCCUCUUGUCUCCUAGCGGUCUAACCGAAAUCAUAUAUGGUUGUAAAUCUUAAUGUCUUUAUAAAUAAUCCUAAUUUUGUGUAAUCCUAAUCGCAUUCAAUGCAAAUGGGUGAGUGGCAAUUAUUACUGUAGAACAGUUCCAUCAGUCUCCAGAUGAAUCCACCCUUCACCUUACUAACCAAAUAUGGCAUUGUGAUAUUGUCAUUUUGCAGGUCAGCAUAGAGCUUGUUCGUAUUGGUACUUUGUAUGUUUUAGACAGCCUAAUGCUUUAUAAGUGAUCUCUAAGUGAUAUUAUAGUUGUGAAAAUACAUAUUAAUCUUUGCAUUAUUAAUGUCAGCAGCAGCUAAUGAUAUGUAGGUUAGAAGAACAGUGAUAUUGAGGGUAAAAGAACAUUUAUAAACAAGGAAAAGUCACGUUUCUGUCUUAAUGAUUGUCCAAAUAAGACUCUUGCACAAGUGUUGCUUUGGGAGCAUUUAGUCCAGCCUACAGAACCAAGUUCCUGGUAAUAGUGAAGCAAUGGCCAUGCUUCAAAUGGAUAACAUCUUUAUCUCUGAAUGCAAUUGAAUGUGGCUUAUGUAUGUAAUACUGAUGUCCUAAACAAAAACAAACAGGAUUUUUCUCCUGUUCUGUCACAGGUAUGUCGUGUAUCACAUUAUAUGGGAUAUUUUCAGUAAUAUUUUAACUGACAGGUCAAAUAUAUAUUUGAUAUUCCAGGGCGUUUUACAUUUGGAAACUGAGAAUGUGUAAGACUGAGCAGAGUUUGUGAGUUUUGUGAUGCAAAUGCUGGUACUCAAGCGAUUGUGAAUUAUGUUAAAUGUAGUCAACUGACGCACACUUUAUCAAUGAUUGUGAAAGUGAGAGGAUGUACAUUUUUGGCAAAUAUUUGAGCUUUUGAAUUUUCUGAUACAAAGUCAUUUUUCUGAAUUUAAGGUUCCAAAGAAAUAUGGCAAAUGGGCUGUGUUUGAUAGUUUUACAAUAGUUGUCUUUUCAACCACAGACGGUAAUAUGGCCAAGAUGGUGCAAUCAUGCUUUGCAUUUCCAUGUGUAAAUGUCUAGGUUUGGUGACUAUGCUUUCUAAAUAUUGAUAACCGCAUAUCAACAUCAUGUGGUUUAACAGUGUAUCUACUAUUAUAGUAUUAAAGAGUAUCAUAGUCUC